CUCUUCCAGCAAACCCCUCAAAGACGGAACCAAAACCCUUUCAAUGGCGUCUUUGGGGAAGAAACGACUUGGUGUCGGUAACAGCGGCGGCGGCGAAGGGAUUGUUGCUAGAGUGACACGCACCGUAUCGGAGUCAGCGAUCGUGAACACUGCGAAACAUGCGGCGAAUGACGCGACCUACGUGGCGAAGAGGCUCGCUAAGAGCACGGGAAAGGCCGCGUGGAUCGCUGGGACUACUUUUCUCAUCCUGGUGGUACCACUCAUCAUCGAGAUGGACCGCGAGCAGCAGUUCAAUGAGCUUGAGUUGCAGCAACAGAGCCUCCUCGGCGCCCCUCCGGCCCCAAUCAGCAAGUGAGACCUUUUCUUCCUCCAAUAGGGUCUGUUCAGGCCAGAGUCUUUGGCGAUAGUGAACUAGUGAUCUAGUGUUGUUCUUUAAUUACUCGGACCAUGAAUGUGGAGUUUCCAAGUGAAACUUGAGGUUUAGUUUUGAUGUUUCA
Molecule: messenger RNA, 497 nt
Organism: Manihot esculenta (cassava)
Lineage: Eukaryota; Viridiplantae; Streptophyta; Magnoliopsida; Malpighiales; Euphorbiaceae
Product: mitochondrial import receptor subunit TOM9-2
Exons: 1
Coding region: 44-355 (103 amino acids)
Biological process (GO): intracellular protein transport
Cellular component (GO): mitochondrial outer membrane
Source: RefSeq, a predicted model, not a curated record